Molecule: messenger RNA, 2685 nt
Organism: Nicotiana attenuata
Lineage: Eukaryota; Viridiplantae; Streptophyta; Magnoliopsida; Solanales; Solanaceae
Exons: 5
Coding region: 523-2538 (671 amino acids)
Source: RefSeq, a predicted model, not a curated record
UUGAGAAAGAAAGAGAAAGGGGUAUUUAUGGAUGAUAAAGAAAGAAAUAGAAAUAUUGAUCCCCACACUAUUCUUGUGGUAAAUCCCAAGCAAAGGCACAUCCUUUUGCUUUUAGCUGCCUCCAAAGAUACCAUUUUUCUUAAGUUUCUUCACUCUCUGUAAUCUUGAUUUUGUUUUUUUGUCCUUUUUAUCUGUGUUUAUAAUGGUGGGUGGGUAGUCAGUAGUGUAAUGUAAAUAUCCAUUAUCCAGUUGCAUUUAAUUUGAUCUCUCUAGGAUCAGUAAAAACAUGUCCUGUUCUUUCUUGUUUUAUUCUUUCACCUUCCUUGAAUUCUUGUCUGCCUUUGCUUCUGAUAAAAAGAAGCUGUUUUUUCUCAAUGGAGUUAUGUUGGUCUCUUCCCUUCUUUGGUGACUGCAUGCAACUACAGGAUUGGGGUUGCAAUGUAAGAGGUCCUUGCAACAGUUCAUAAACUUGCAAAACUCAAUUGAACAGCUGAUUAAGGUUUCAUUUCUUGGGAGAGCAUAAUGUUGGUUAGCGGCGAUUAUGAUCUGAGUUUAUCAUUGCGGUAUGAGGAACCUGUGAAAGAAGCUCUCAAGGAUACAAUUCUCAGGCAAGAAUACACAUUCAAGAAGCAGGUUUAUGAACUUCACCGUCUGUACGACACACAAAAGAGCAUGAUGAAGGAUCUGAGUUGGAAAGAGUUGGAUGCGGUUAAUUUUAGCAGAGAAGGCCGACAAGCAAAUCCAGUUGCAUUUGGAAAUUGUAUCAGACCUUCAUCUAUGCCUGCAGAGAAGAGAAUUUGCAGCGUCCCUAAGGUGUUCAACUGGUUACAAGAGCAGCGGGGCACCUUUCCAGGUUUCCAGCAACAGCUUUCUAAUCCUCAAAUUUGUUCCCCUCAUUAUCUUGAUCAUAUUGCGGAUAAAAAUUUGGAUAAGAGACAUGGCUUGUGCAGUAGUCUAGAGAAUUCAAUUGAGAGAAACCAUUAUUACCAUGGUGGUGUCGUACAUCGUCCUGAGGAGGUUAAUCUUUCACUGAGCAUUGGUAGGAACCAUCUGAAAACAAGUGCCAGAACAAAAACUUUUAAUCGUAUAAUUGAUUUAGAGGAAUCAGAUGAAACACUGCCUGAUACUAAAACAGGUGGCCGAUCAAAGACUUGGAAAAAUAUUAUUGAUUUAGAGGAAUCGGACCUCACAUUGUCUAAUGGAGAACUAAAGCCCAAGUCUCCUCUGAAGCCUGUAGCUCAAGCUUCUUAUGCUGGAUAUAAGCGUGAUUACCAAUCCACCCACAGCUUCAAUAACAGCAUUAAGAAUAAUUGGUUUGAUGGGACUCCAAGAAAUUAUUUUGUUUCAGAUGGCAGCACGAUUUGUGUGGAGCAGAACUCUUUCGCUGAAGGAGUCGAACAAUGUGAGGGGUCUCUCCUCUCCAAAGAUAUAUCAGUAAAGAGAAAAAUUAUUUUUUCUGAUGAACGGGCUUUUCUGGACCUUAACAAAUCCUUGCCUGAUGAUUCUAAUUGGAGAGAGCAAAAUGAUAACAGUUCAAAUGAGACCUCUGCUUUUGUUCACCAAAGAAUCCUUAAUUCUGCAACUGGAAGCAGCAGCAGUGGUUAUAAGAGUAUGGAGAAUGUUGGAGUUGACCAGUUCUCCAUAAACCUCAAUCGGCCACUUCCAAACAAUAGUGAAAGUCCUUGCAGCCUGAUUAGGAAUUCCAAAUACAAGAAACCCGACUUGAUCGUUGAAUUUCUGGAAAGGGAUGAUCAAGUUCCACGUACACCAGAAAUGAAAGUCAAGAAAGCCAAACACGAUGCCAUGUCUUCUCCUGAAUGUAAGACUCCAGAUAUUGUUAAGGAUACUGGUUCUGACAGAUGUCCUUCGUCAAGCAAAUCUUCUUGUCUUGAGGACAUCUCAAGUGGCGUAGAGACCAUGCAAUCUGGAAUUCAGUCGGGAAAUUCAAGUUCUUCCCACUGUAAUGCAUUUCAAAAUUCUGAAACACUUGAAGCAAAUAAAUCUCCGCACCAGGAGGAUGUCGACUCUUCCAGUAACAGUGAUGACCAGAAGGGAAAAACAUCAGAAGUUGAUGGUUUGAUCAUAAGGGGAGCAGUGUCUCUCGUCUAUCUUGCACUGGAAUGUUCUGAACCAAGCAAUGCUAACAACAUGAACAAGAUUAAAGGGGAAAAUAUGGAACAGCCACAGUGUUCUUUGGACAGUUUUGAAGAAAUGGUGCUUAAACAACCUGAAAGCUCAGUUGACGACUAUUCUGCAACCUCAAAUGCAUUUGAAGUUAACGACACAGAAGGAAAGGACAAUGGAAUAACAUUGAAGAGAGGAAGGAGAAUGAAAGAUUUUCAGAGGGACAUUAUGCCAAGCUUAGCAACACUAUCUAGGCAUGAGAUUUGUGAGGAUAUAAAGAUUAUGGAGACAGCACUUAGAUCAAGAGAAUACAAGAGACUUAGGUCCAAGACGACAAGCGGACACAAGUGGUUCAAUCCUGUGAGAAAUAGGAGGUCUAGACUCAACUAUGUAGGUCGCAAGCAUUAUUCAUGAACUAUUGAUUUGAUCAUUGGUAGUAGGAGCAAAUAGUGACCAAUUUUAGCACAGAAAGAUAGAUCAAGGAGCUUUUUUUGAAACUUGUCACUCUUGACCAUGAUACUAUUUUUUGACCUUCUUUGUUAAGAGUUCAAUUUCAGGGCA